Messenger RNA from Arachis duranensis, 1306 nucleotides. RefSeq names its product 25.3 kDa vesicle transport protein. The record is from RefSeq and is a predicted model, not a curated record. NCBI's taxonomy places the organism in Eukaryota, Viridiplantae, Streptophyta, Magnoliopsida, Fabales, Fabaceae. Gene Ontology annotation, cellular component: SNARE complex; endoplasmic reticulum membrane; ER to Golgi transport vesicle membrane. Gene Ontology annotation, biological process: endoplasmic reticulum to Golgi vesicle-mediated transport; retrograde vesicle-mediated transport, Golgi to endoplasmic reticulum; vesicle fusion with Golgi apparatus. The coding region runs from base 172 to 843 and encodes 223 amino acids. Gene Ontology annotation, molecular function: SNAP receptor activity. The transcript is spliced from 5 exons.
UUCUUACUUCCUUUAAUGGACACACUUGGAAUAACUUCUUUUCUAAGUUCCCUAGCUACUUUCAUAUUUCCUACAUCUCACAUUAUAAAUUCUAUCUAACUUGUUGAAAUUCACUUUAUAUUAGAAGGAAAUUGUAAGAGACAGGUUUCAUUUAAUUCCAGUUCCUAAGAGAUGGUUAAGAUAACUAUAGUUGGAAGGGCAAGGGAUGGGUUACCCCUAGCACAAAGAGUGAGAUAUAUGAAUGAAGAGAAUUGCUAUGUUUCAUGUUACAGGCAACAAGCUGAAUUUAUUCUCCAAGAAAUUUCAAGAGGGGCUUUCAUGGCUUCCAAGUUCACAAUUCCAGUAGAUCAUUGCUCCUUCAAUUGCUUGGUGGAGAAUGGAGUUGUUUUCAUUGUGUUAUGUGACUCUUCAUACCCAAGAAAACUGGCUUUCCAUUACCUACAAGAUCUACAAAAGGAGUUUGACAAGUUUAAUAAAACUCUCAUAGACAAUAUCACAAGGCCAUACACCUUUGUCAAAUUCGAUGGUAUAAUUGCUAACUUUAGCAGACAAUAUAUUGACACAAGAACUCAGGCCAACCUAUCAAAACUUAAUGCUAACAGGAAACAAGAUUUAGAUAUUAUUACUGAAGACAUGUCCAACAUCUUAGAAAGGAGGAGAAAUUCAGAAACAUUGGAAAGGUCACAAGUCACUCCUCAACCUGCAUCUUCAAUAUGGUGUUCACCAUGCUUAGAGGUAAUUGCACUGAAAUGGGUACCUAUAAUGAUCACUGUUAUCACUUCAAUGACCCUUCUAUGGGCUAUUUUAGUCCUCACAGACGACUAUAUUGUUACGAGUUGGUGACAAGUCUCCUCGGAUCAAGUUUAAAGAUGAUGGUUUCAUGUGAUAUAAAUUCAAUAUUGGAAUUUGGAAGGACUUAAAUGUAUGUUACAACCUGGAUUUUGGAAAGAAAUGAUACUAGUAUGUGGUCCACUACACUACAUUUCCUUUCUCAGCAACUAACCAAUGAAAAUCAGAGAAAGUGAAAGAGGAAGAACAACCCUGAUUGGUCAUGGAGUUUCUGCAUUCUAGACUUCUAGUUGAAAGUGAUAUCAUUCAUUUUAAAUGAAGCACGCGGAUGUAUAAGUAAUGUAUGUGAUUUUACUUCUAGGAAUGUGAAGGCAUAGAAAAAGGGUUUGAAAGCUAUGCUCCUAUCCUAUGUAUCCCCUAUAAUGCGCUGAAUGAAACUUGUGCUAACAUAUUUUAAUCUGAACUUCCUUCCAAUUUGUUGAAAGUCAAUUGAACAAGUAUCUUUUCAAAGGGAAAC